CCCACGCCACGCCCACGCCCCCUCUGCUCUCGCCCCGCGCCCGGCGAGCGGCUCCCUGACUAAGGCCCCGCCCCCAGGGCGGAAUUUCCUGCCCACCCGGAAGCGGAUUUCGGGAGCGAGGGUCCCCUCGGGAUUAACCUAAUGAGAAGGAAGGAAUCUCCUUAAAGAGGCAUUUCUUGAUUUAUCUAGAUUGCAGCCUGAGUUAAUCAGAUUUGUCCUUUGGAUUACAACACUGAUGAGGUUAUCAACUGCACUGAAAGAUAGUUCACCAUCAAAAUGAUGCAUUUUCUAGAAAGAGAAGCUGGGAACUCUGAAAUGUUGUGGCAGUGUCCUCAUUUGACCUUCUGUUGCUUGGACUGUGUGUGAGUGAAAAACCAGAAGACAGUUGCCAGCUGAACUAGUUACAAUGGACUCACAGGAAUCAGUGACCUUCGAGGAUGUAGCUGUGGACUUCACCCAGGAAGAGUGGGCCCUACUGGACACAUCCCAGAGAAAACUAUUCAGAGAUGUGAUGCUAGAGAACAUCAGUCAUCUGGUCUCAGUUGCAAUUUAUUUUUUUCCAGUCAUUUCAGAUAGAGAAGAUGAUCUGAAAAAACAAGAAAUGAUAUCCAUGCAGCGUAUCAACAAGAAGGACGCACCUUUAAUUAGGACAGUGCAGAGCUCUCACACUCAAGAGGAUCCUCUGGAACACAAUGAUUUCAGAGAAACAUUUACUGAAAUCUUAACAUUGACUCAAUAUGAGAUACCUCAAAUGGGAAACAAACCCUGUGUCAGCCAAGAUUUUGGAAAACCCAUCAAUUACUUGUCAUCCUUUAAUCUACAUAAGCAAAUUCAUGCUAGAAGUACAUCAUAUGAAUAUCAUCGACGUAGGAAUGUCUUUAAUCAAAGUUCCGCCCUUAGACAACACAAUAAUGCCACAACUGGAGAGAAAGCAUUUGAAUGUCAUGUAUGUAGGAAAGCCUUCAGUAAAAGUUCUAACCUUAGACGACAUGAGAUGAUUCACACUGGAGUGAAACCACAUGGAUGUCAUCUCUGUGGGAAAUCCUUUACUCAUUGUUCUGAUCUUAGAAAACAUGAAAGAAUUCACACUGGAGAGAAAUUAUAUGGAUGUCUUCUGUGUGGGAAAGCCUUCAGUAAAAGUUAUAACCUUAGGCGACAUGAGAUGAUUCACACCAGAGAGAAACCAAAUGAAUGUCAUCUGUGUGGGAAAGCCUUCACUUACUGUUCUGACCUUAGAAAACAUGAGAGAACACACUUUGGAGAGAAACCAUAUGAAUGUCGUCUAUGUGGGAAGACAUUCAGUAAAACUUCUUACCUUAGACAACAUGAGAGAACUCACAAUGGAGAGAAACCAUAUGAAUGUCAUCUAUGUGGGAAGGCCUUCACUCAUUGUUCUCACCUUAGAAAACAUGAGAGAACUCACACUGGAGAGAAACCAUAUGAAUGUCAUCUAUGUGGAAAAGCCUUCACUGAAUCUUCUGUCCUUAGACGACAUGAGAGAACUCACACUGGAGAAAAGCCAUAUGAAUGUCAUCUAUGUUGGAAGGCCUUCACUGAUUCUUCUGUCCUUAAGCGACAUGAGAGAACUCACACUGGAGAGAAACCAUAUGAAUGUCACUUAUGUGGGAAAGCCUUCAAUCACUCUUCUGUCCUUAGACGACAUGAAAGAACUCACACUGGUGAGAAACCAUAUGAAUGCAAUAUAUGUGGUAAAGCCUUCAAUAGAAGUUAUAACUUUAGAUUGCAUAAGAGAAUUCACACUGGAGAGAAACCAUAUAAAUGUUAUCUCUGUGGGAAAGCCUUCAGUAAAUAUUUUAACCUUAGACAACAUGAAAGAACUCAUGCUAUAAAGGUAAUAAAUGUAGAAGAGUCACCACCCAUGCCUUCAAACUAUAAACACUCUUGAGGACUCACAAUAAGAAAUACUAUGUUUUGGGUUUUUUUGUUUUUUGUAUAUAUAUAUUUAUUGAAGUAUAAUCAGUUUAAAAUGUUGUGUCAAUUUCUGGUAUACAGCAUAAUGCUUCAGUCAUACAUGAACAUACAUAUAUUCAUUUUCAUAUUAUUUUUCGCCAUAAGUUACUACAAAAUAUUGAAUAUAGUCCCCUGUAUUAUAAAGUAUGAACUUGUUGUUUAUCUAUUUUAUAUAUAUAUUAGUUAGUAUCUGUAAAUCUCAAACUCCCAAUUUAUCCCUCCCCACCCCCUGCCCCCUGGUAACCAUAGGUUUGUUUUCUAUGUCUGUGAGUCUGUUUCUGUUUUGUAAAUAAGUUUGUAUUUUUUUUUAUCCCACCUGUAAGUGAUAUCAUGUGGUAUUUUUCUUUUUCUGGCUUACUUCACUUAGAAUGAUGAUCUCCAGGUCCAUCCAUGUUGCUGCAAAUAGCAUUAUUAUAUUCUUUUUUAUGGCUGAGUAGUAUUCCAUAGUAUAAGUGUACCACAACUUCUUUAUCCAGUCAUCUGUCGAUGGACAUUUAGGUUGUUUCCAUGUUUUGGCUAUUGUAAAUAGUGCUGCUGUGAACAUUGGGGUGCAUGUGUCUUUUUGAAUUAAGGUUCCCUCUGGAUAUGUGCCUAGGAGUCAUGCCCUUUCUUCUUGUCCUCUUCAGAUCAGGUGAUGCUGAGGUUUUCAUCUAAACAGAGAAGCUAAAUUUCUGUAUUCUGGUUGUACUUCCCGUGUGUGUGUUAGAUACUUUGCUUCAAAAGAUAAGAAUCAUUUCUGUUGACAUUUUCA
This is a messenger RNA of Camelus dromedarius (Arabian camel), 2722 nucleotides long. RefSeq names its product zinc finger protein 596 (gene ZNF596). Gene Ontology annotation, molecular function: RNA polymerase II cis-regulatory region sequence-specific DNA binding; DNA-binding transcription factor activity. The transcript has 6 exons. Lineage: Eukaryota; Metazoa; Chordata; Mammalia; Artiodactyla; Camelidae. Bases 407 to 1906 code for a protein of 499 amino acids. Gene Ontology annotation, biological process: regulation of transcription by RNA polymerase II. The record is from RefSeq and is a predicted model, not a curated record.